This is a messenger RNA of Aphis gossypii (cotton aphid), 2338 nucleotides long. RefSeq lists its product as uncharacterized. The record is from RefSeq and is a predicted model, not a curated record. NCBI's taxonomy places the organism in Eukaryota, Metazoa, Arthropoda, Insecta, Hemiptera, Aphididae. The transcript has 9 exons. The coding region runs from base 741 to 1979 and encodes 412 amino acids.
AAACUAUUGAACACGACAUUUUAUUGAUAGUAAAAAGUAAAAACAUUAUGUUUAAUAGUUUUAACUUUUAAGUUUCAAUUCUUACGGAAAUUAUCAAAACAUCGUAAAUACAAUUGUAAGAGGAACCCAACCUAAGGAUGAUGUAAAUAAAUCAAGUUUAUGUGUGCGCAAUAAACUCCACUACAGACGCAUAAUAAGUUCGACAAGAAAAUUAGAAAAAAAUGUAAUCCAUCAUAAUAUAUACCUACGUCCGGUUUAUCAUCGAAAACGCCAUCGCGCCCAAAAUUAAACACAAAACGCUCAACCCCGAAAACGAAAUUGACGAAUCCGUGUGAUACUUGAGUCGUAGACACGACUGUUAUUAUAAUUUUUCCGUACCCAUGUACUAUCGUGGCCCCUCUCCGACUACAUAAACGUCUUCGUCGUCGUCGGCGGUGUCGGCGGCAGCAACGGCGGCGACCGAUCUAGAGGAUAUAUACCUACAGUUCAUCCGUCCGUCCGUCCAUUGAACACGCUACAGUGCUGUUGUAUCGCUGGUCCGAUAAAUACGGCACAAUAUACAUAGUUUUACGGCGACAUUAACAGUGGAAAUAUAAGAUAAAUAUUUACAGUCGGUAUAUUGCACGUUCGAGUUCAGCAGUCAGUUUUCCGCGGGAUAGAUUCGAUCGUCUCCUUUUUUUUCUGGGAACAAGUCUGACUAGCAAAAUCUUCAAUUCUCUUCACAGUACCUAUAUACUAUUAUGAACGUGUUCCGGAUUGUUGCGCUUAUUAGCGCGCUAUGCAUAAACGGGAACUUAGGGUUCACAUCCGGCGAUGAUAAGUUCAUAAAAAAAUACGCCAUGAUGAAGGUGUAUGAAAACUGUUUUGGACCGGAGGUGGUAAAAGAAGUUCGGAAGGAAAUGAAAAUCGCUACAGCUAAGUGCAACGGCAACAUGCCCAUGAGUGUACCGACACCCAACAUAGGCUCUCUGAAACUGGCUGCAACGCCGUCAAGCAUACACGAAUUCAGCAGCACACACCACCAGCAACACCAGCACCAUCAAGCCAAGCCACAAGAGGAGCAAACGCCUUACAGUAAGACGCAAGCUAGUGGUAUUGAUAUAACGAAACUUCAGCAAGCCAUUCUCGCCGGAUACAACAAGCAUCUGCAACAACAGUCUUCUCAUCAGACGUACUCGCAAUCGGCAUCUGCGGCAUCAGCUCCACAUCUACAACCACAACCGCAACAGCAACCGCAACAACAGCAGUACAUCAAACCGUGGACGUCGGGAUCGACAUCGGCGUUUAUGGACCAACAACCGUCGUACAUGACUAACGCUCUAUUCUAUCCACCUAACACGGCAUCAAACCCUGUCAACGACAUGUAUCUGCCAAGAAUAUCCACUGUUCCGCAACAGCCCUAUCCUGGACCGUAUCCCAUGAUGGCCGCCGGUCAAAUGUACCAACCGUACUAUCAACCAUUCUUCCCCACACACCGGACUUCGAGAGUCGGAGGUUUUGACGUCCGCAACCAGAUGGACACGAUGGCUGCCAAAAUGACCGGAAAGAUUCGAAACGUUACAUGUGUUAUGCAGGAACUUGGUUAUCUCAACCAAAACAUGGAACCAGACUAUGAAAAUAUGAACGACAGGGUGAUGAGGUUACCGAUCGCCGAAGAACUUAAACAAGACAUGGUCGAUGGUAUAACAUAUUGCAAAAAGUUUUCGAUGUGCGUACCGGACGAGAGGAAAGACAAGUUCGCUAAAGAAUUAGUACGGCCAAUGUUCUUUUUCAAAUGCUAUAAACAUAAAAAAUUGGAGUCGUGUAUAAUGAAGGACAUCAGAGAUCGUUACACGGCAGAAGAAUUCGGCGAAGACAACAUGGUGACGUCCGAACGAUCUAUGAGAAGUUCACAGUACUUGGAGGAUGAUACUAUCGAACAAACAGUGUUCGAUUACAUUUAUGGUGACAAGUCAAUAGACUUGGACGUUUUACUGUAAGCCGAUUCGCAAGUGUUUAUCAGCAACGAAAUGCUCAAACGCGUCGUCUGUCACACGAAAAAACCCCUAUCACCUGCGUCCUAUAGAAAGUAAAAUUAUAUACGUUUAGUAUAAUUUUUUUUUGUCAUUUUAAUUCGCUAAGAUUAAGAAAUAGCCCGUAAGAGCUUAAUUUAUUAUUGUGUACGUUGGUCCUGGUUUUAAAACGCCACUGAAGAUAAGUGAAAUAAAACCAGCAGUGGCGUUUGGAUACCAGAACAAACUCUCAAUCAGAAAAUUUAUGUAUUUAUUUUAAUUUUUAAGACCUAUUAUAAUUUAUUUAUUAUAAAUAUAUAAACAAUAUAUAUAAUUACCUAUUUGUA